AUGGCCCACGGGUUGUUUUGGAAUGCCGUCCCGAAGUCGGAGGCGGAGUAUGCCCCUCUGGACCAAGGAUGCUCAUGCGACGAGGAUGAGGGCGCAGACAGGUUUCCUACCCGUCGAAGCGGCUGGUCCCAAACCACCAAGAGACUCGUCCAAGUCUUUGUUGUCAGCCAACUCAUCGUUCUUCCCGCCGGGGCAGUCAUAUGGUGGUUGAACCGCCAGGCACCAAUGAACAUGUACUUGAAGAAGGUAUCGUCGUACUCUCCGCUGCUCAACCAGAUCGAAAUCCCAAUGACACUCCGCUUCGAUGAGCCACAAACCCUCUCGGGCGGCGGCGGCGGCGACAUGACGUGGGGGUCUCGACCGAACCAGGAGAUUGACAGGAUGUGGGAAGAAAUCACCAGCGAAUCCUCGAUCCCGGUGACCGAGUCGGAUGUCAUCGCCAUGAAGAAGGACCCUUCGGUCGCCGCGAUGCUGCCCGAGGAGUACCAAACCGGGAACGAAAAGACGUAUCUGGGCCACGCGCUCGUCUUCCACCGGCUUCACUGCCUGAACUACAUCCGAAAGGCGCUUUACAAGGAUUACUAUUAUCCAAACGGCACGGAAGAGGUUCCGAUGCACGAGCAUCACAUAGCACACUGCAUAGCAAUGGUCUUGGACCAUAUCACCUGUGCUGGAGAUCCUGGGGUCUACGCAUGUGUCCCCAAGACGCCCAAUGCACCCCUCAUCAAUCCACCUUGCCUGCCUCUGGGCGGUCUUCUUCUAUACGCGGAGCCUUCGCUAACUGUGGCCUCUCAAGUGUAUCAAUGGUAUGACCAUACGGAUAUUCCGUUGCCCGACGCCAACACGUGGGGCAAGUGCUGGGACUUCAAGCAGUUCCGAAAGGAUUUUGACAAGAUUGCUCUGAAGGACUUGAACCCCUUUCAGAUGGUGAAGCCGCCGGGGGCCAAGUCGGUGACCGAGCACAACAAUCUGCAGGAAGUCAUCUAUAAGACGGCCCAAGAGAAAACUCACAAAAAUUCAUAG
This is a messenger RNA of Colletotrichum higginsianum IMI 349063, 1023 nucleotides long. RefSeq names its product Dopa 4,5-dioxygenase. The transcript has 3 exons. Gene Ontology annotation, biological process: mycotoxin biosynthetic process. NCBI's taxonomy places the organism in Eukaryota, Fungi, Ascomycota, Sordariomycetes, Glomerellales, Glomerellaceae. The record is from RefSeq and is a predicted model, not a curated record. The coding region runs from base 1 to 1023 and encodes 340 amino acids.